CUCAUUUCGCCUCGUCUCUCUCUAUUCUUUCUUUUUCAUUGAUCUGCAAUUCUUGUCAAGGUUUCUAUGGUUAAGUCUAAUUUCCCAGAAAUUGAGAUAGUUGAUGCUAAUUCCACAACCCCAUUGGACCUUUUUAUUCCCAUUUUUUGGUAAUGGUAUGAAAUUUUGUUACAUUGGCCACCUUCUUUGGAUCCAAUAGAUGCACAUGCAAGGCUCAUGGAAAUUCUUAUUUGAGCUUUCAAGCUUUGGAAUAUAUUAUCCAUUUUUUUUUCUCUUUUCAUUUUCAAAUUUUCACCAACAUUAUUAGAAAUUUUGAUGAGAGGACUAAGUAAAAAGCAUACCUAUCUAUGGAGAUUUUGAUGCAGAUGUUAUCGCUUGAGCUUUGUCUUUGGCGAUUUCCUUACAAAUUUUCUCAGAUGGAAUGGCAGAUCCUGCUAGUUAUGGGAGUCUUGAGCGUGAUAUUGAACAAGCACUCAUUGCCAUAAAAAAAGGGACUCAGUUAAUAAAAUACAGUCGAAAAACCAAGCCAAAAGUUUGCCCAUUCAGACUUUCUCUGGAUGAAACAACACUAAUUUGGAUUUCUCACAAGAAGGAAAGGAAUUUGAAAUUAUCUUCAGUUUCACGUAUUAUCCCUGGACAAAGAACUGUUGUCUUUCGAAGAUAUUUACAGCCAGAAAAAGAUUAUCUAUCAUUUUCACUUGUUUAUAAUAACGGGGAGCGAACACUUGAUUUGAUAUGCAAGGACCAAGAUGAGGCAGAGGUAUGGUUUACAGGCCUUAAGACAUUAAUUUCUACUGGAAAGCUUAGGCGCAUUGGAAGUGAAUUAUUUAAUGAUGGUGCUGAUUUUAUUCCAAACGGUGGUCCUUUUGGUGCAGCACUAGAAUUUGCUAUAAGCAUUUCUCAUAACAAGAAGGUCUCUUUUGAUUUUGCUUCUCGUGAGCCUUCAUUGAAUUUGGCAACCACAGAUGUGGGGUUAGAGCGACGUGCUAAUAACAUGCAACCAAGAACAAGCAUUGGAGAUGGUUUUCGUGUCAGCGUGUCGAGUACACCGAGUGUUUUGAGUACAGGGUCAGGACCAGAUGACAUAGAAUCACUUGGUGAUGUUUAUAUAUGGGGAGAGGUUUGGGCAAGUGGGGUUUCACCUGAUGGAUUUUCCACACAAGCCCCUUCCACAACAGAUGUGUUGAUUCCUAAGCCAUUGGAGUCAAGUGUUGUUCUUGAUGUUCAACAGAUUGCAUCUGGUGUGAGGCACAUUGCUUUGGUAACAAGGCAAGGGGAGGUUUUUACUUGGGGAGAAGAAUGUGGGGGAAGACUUGGCCAUGGAAUUGAUAGAGAUUUCGGUCGCCCUCAACUUGUUGAGUUUUUGGCAGUUACUAGUAUGGAUUUUGUUGCAUGUGGAGAGAAUCAUACAUGUGCUGUUUCUACAUAUGAUGAUAUUUUCUCAUGGGGUGAUGGUACAUACAAUGUUGGACUUCUUGGUCAUGGAACUGAUGUUAGCCAUUGGAUACCAAAAAGAAUUAGUACCGGUCCUUUAGAAGGGCUUCAAGUUAUAUCCAUUGCAUGUGGCACAUGGCAUUCAGCACUAGCAACUUCUAAUGGAAAACUUUUUACCUUUGGUGAUGGAACAUUUGGAGUUUUAGGCCAUGGAAACAGAGAAAGUAUUCCAUAUCCAAAGGAGGUGAAAUUUUUAAAUGGAUCGAAAACCAUUAAGGUUGCAUGUGGAGUGUGGCACACGGCAGCUAUUGUAGAGGUUACUUUUCAAUCCAAUUCAAACGUUUCAUCCAGGAAGCUUUUCACUUGGGGAGAUGGCGACAAAUAUCGUUUAGGACAUGGGAACAAGGGAACAUACCUUCAACCAACUUGUGUCUCUGCACUUAUUAAAUAUAAUUUCCACCAGAUAGCAUGUGGACACACCAUGACUGUUGCCCUCACUACAUCUGGUCACGUCUUUACUAUGGGAAGCAAUGAAAAUGGUCAACUAGGAAACCGUUUGGCUGAUGAAAAAGUACCUAUCCUAGUGCAAGACAAGUUGGUGGGUGAAUUUGUUGAGGAAAUAGCAUGUGGUUCUCAUCAUGUUGCUGCCUUGACAUCAAGAAGUGAACUAUAUACAUGGGGGAAAGGUGCCAAUGGGAGAUUGGGACAUGGAGACAUAGAGGAUAGAAAAUCCCCAACAUUAGUAGAAUCCUUAAGAGAUAGGCAUGUAAAGAAUAUCUCUUGUGGCUCAAACUUUACAUCUUGCAUAUGCAUUCAUAAAUGGGUCUCUGGAGUUGACCAAUCUGUUUGCACUGGUUGUAGACAACCAUUUGGUUUCACUAGAAAGAGGCAUAAUUGCUACAAUUGUGGAUUAGUGCAUUGCCAUGGUUGUAGUUCAAAAAAGGUUUUGAAAGCAUCAUUGGCUCCAACACCGGGAAAACCUCAUCGCGUGUGUGACUCUUGUUAUAAUAAGCUUAAAGCUGUUGAGGCAUGUGCUAGUUCUAAUCUUCAUAGGAAAAUGACCACAACACCUCGCUAUUCCAUAGAUGGUAGGGAAAGAUUUGGUCAAGGAGAAGUAAAGUCUUCAAGACUUAUUUUGCCUCCUAUCACAGAACCAAUGAAAUUUCAUCAGAUAAUGGCUAAUAAGAUGGGAAACAAACAUGAUUAUUCUUCCAUGUCUCCAACUUCCCAAGUUCCAUCACUUUUGCAAUUGAAUGAUAUUGCAUUUGGUAACUCAAUAAGUUCAACUCAAAAUGUUUUGAAGUCUGCUAUAGCUCCUAGUCCAACACCAACUCCACCUGUCAACCAAAGACCAGCAUCUCCUUAUUCAAGAAGGGCAAGCCCUCCACGUUCUAGAGCUUCAGGAUUUUCUAGAAGUCUUGUUGAUAGUUUGAGGAAGACAAAUGAACUUUUGAAUCAAGAAGUUUCAAAAAUGCAAAAUCAGAUUCGAAGUUCGAAGCUAAGAAAUGACAUGGAAAUUCAAAAGCUCCAAAAAACUAUCACCGAAGCUACCUCCUUUGCUGUAGAGGAAUCCUCUAAGCAUAAAGCCAUGAAAGAAUUUUUUGAGUCUACGGUGGAUCAGAUGAAGGAAAUGAUUGAGAAGUUGCCUCCAGAUGUUUUAGAUAGUGAAAAUUGGAAAAUCAUGCUUACUCGAGCUGAGGAUUUUCUAAAAGAAAAAUCAGAAUUUGAAACACCAUCAAAUGUGAAGUCUCAACAACAACAUGAACUUAAUACACCUAACUCAUAUAGUAGCUCUUCUAAAUUGCAAGAACAUGGAAUAGAAGAAAAUAAUGAAACGGUAGGAGUUGACCCAUCAUCACAAGAUGAAGGAAACGUUCAAGUAAGCAAUAGCUCAUCUUUAUCAAACAAUGAAGCAUCAAUGCCUUCACAAAAUGAUUCAAAAUCACAACACUCUUCAAGGCCUGGCAAAGAAGGAGAAAUGCAGGUCAUGGAACAAUUUGAACCUGGGGUACAUGUGACACUAAUAGUAAAGCCUGGUGGUGUCAGAAUUUUCAAACGAGUCAAAUUCAGUAAACGAAGGUUCCAUGAACAUCAAGCAGAAGAAUGGUGGAGCAAAAAUAAAGAUAGAGUGCUUAGGAAAUAUAGUACUCCUCAAGCUACAAAUUUUGAAGGUAUUAGGUCAUCUAACACUCUACCACCACCACCUACAGAAGAAAAUAUUGAGACAAUGUCUUCCUAAACAUGAACCGUGUUUACUUAGGCAUCAUCUUAGUUUGAUGAAAUGAAAUGAUAUAUUAUAGAAAACAUCAUUAAUCUUUUAAGUGUAGCAAAAUAUGUAUCUAGGUAUAUUAAUUUAAGAGUUUUGUAGAUUAUCAAAUUUAUGUAAAUGAU
This is a messenger RNA of Glycine soja, 3825 nucleotides long. Its product is annotated as PH, RCC1 and FYVE domains-containing protein 1-like. The transcript has 9 exons. Gene Ontology annotation, molecular function: metal ion binding. The record is from RefSeq and is a predicted model, not a curated record. The coding region runs from base 422 to 3673 and encodes 1083 amino acids. NCBI's taxonomy places the organism in Eukaryota, Viridiplantae, Streptophyta, Magnoliopsida, Fabales, Fabaceae.